This is a messenger RNA of Styela clava, 5371 nucleotides long. Its product is annotated as histone deacetylase 4-like. Gene Ontology annotation, cellular component: histone deacetylase complex. Gene Ontology annotation, molecular function: histone deacetylase activity. The record is from RefSeq and is a predicted model, not a curated record. NCBI's taxonomy places the organism in Eukaryota, Metazoa, Chordata, Ascidiacea, Stolidobranchia, Styelidae. Gene Ontology annotation, biological process: negative regulation of transcription by RNA polymerase II; epigenetic regulation of gene expression.
UUACUGCAAUUAACAUCGGUCGGGUUUUGUGCUCAUUUGGCGUCGAAUUUUUACAUUCUGAAUAUUGUUGACAGCUCUGAGCAUCUAUUAACAGAAGAAAGCAUGUGUAAUUGAUUGAGCAAGAAUUUACCAAAUCGGCGAUUGGACUUUCCGAAAUUAAAGUCUGUGAAUCUUCCCUAACGGUUUAGGAAGUCUGGAGUCAGGUCGUUUUGACGUCAAUGCGGAGGGAGUGGGGAGCAAUAAAAGAAACAAACAGUCGCCGAUGCGCAGAGGACGAUCCAUGUAAAACGAGACUGUCGUAAUUGAUUAUCAUCGUAGGAAGCAUGCCGUAUUGUGCAGGAGAUAGUGAUUCACCGCCUCCAACCACAAAGAAUUCUAACGGAUUUAAAGACGUACAUCCAGAGGAUAGAACAUUUAUCGGAACCUUUCCGAGGGUUGGAAUGGCAGCUGAAUUGGCCGGGGCAGCAGGCGCUGGAAUUAUGUCGGAGGAGUACCAGAAACUACUCAAGUUGAGGCAGCAGCAGUUCGACGAACAGGUACAGGUACUCGCCAACAUUCAGCGUCAGCAGCAACUCCAAGAGCAUUUCAGGCAAUUUUUGCAAAAACAGCAUGAAGAACAAAAUGCUGCGAAAAAUCAUAUGCGCAUUGCUGAAGAAGAAAUGCAACAAAAGCAUGAUUUAUUUGGUCAAGUUUUAAAUAAAGAUAAAAGUAGAGAAAGUGCAAAUGCUUCUAGUGCAGUAAAACAACAUUUACAGAAAUUUGUUAUUGGAAGACAAAAAACUAAAACAUAUGAUGGCUAUCCAAAUAACGUUGUGGAAAGGAAAAUGUUGAGAUGGACACCUUCACUGGAUAGCAGAAAUGGAGUUCAUGAUCUUGCUGCACCUUAUCCUUUACUUUUUGACAAGAGGAGUACAUUUCCUCUAAGGAAAACAGCUUCCGAGCCAAAUUUGAAAGUAAAGUCUCGACUUCGGAAGGUUAAUACGUUAGAUCGACGUUGUUCUCCUCUACUUCCACGUCAUCCUAUCGACAACAGUCGAGUCGACAUCGCAAACAGAAUCAAACAAAAAAUAUUGAACAAUGACCAAGCUGGUGCCGACAAUUCUGCGAGUAACAGUGCUCCCAAUUCAGGCCCCAGUUCACCACUUAGCAGUAACAGUAAUAUAAACAAUAGUUCAACUACUGGAAGCAGCUCUUCUAUUCGUGGUCUCGGACAGCUUCCAACCGCAGGGGCUUCGGAGACUGAAUUGCCUGGCUACCCCUUCCCUCUUGCCAUGGGAUUGCAACCUCGUGAGAUUUAUGCUUCACCCUCGUUACCUAACAUAUCACUUGGUUUUUCACAAAACAAAUCUGUGGAUCCGAAUACAAUGAUCACUGGUACGCCACCCAGUUUUCUCAUGUAUCCACCAGAGGCAGCAGAUCUCCAGAGAUUAGUUCUAGGUAGAACGUCGUCUCUGCCUGGUCCACUGAUGCAACAAAUGUACAAACUUCCAGGUCAAAUGUCAGAAAUGGACGUUGCAAUGAGAUCUUACCUAUUACAACAACAACAACAGUCAGCCUUAUUGGCGGCUGCGACUGAGAAAGAUUCGUCUCCAGGACCUAUUCGCACACCUCAUACCAGACCACAUAAAGCAUUGAGUCGAACUCACUCCGCACCUACAGCACCUCAGAUUCAGCAUCAAAUACUACAGAAGAAAAGAUUAGAACACAAUCGUCUGUUAAUGCCAGGACAUAAACAUGCACCACAUCUUAUAUCUGGAAUGGCUGCUGAAGCACCUUAUCGACCACUUGCUACACAUAGAGAAGCCGCUGAACAUGCAGAAUCAUCGAAACAAAAUAGGACAAAGAAAUUAGCAGCUUCUCCACCUCCAACCCAUCCUGCUGCAAUAUCAAGUACAACUGUUGCUGCAUUACAUUCACAUUUGAUCAAACACAAUAACAAAGCUAUCAAAUCAUUUCCCAAACAAUCAGACAAUAAGUCAAGUUCACCUCCAACAUCGCGACAUACUUCUAUGGAACAUACUCAGACUACACCUGAAAAAUCAUCAAGAUCGGUUAUUGUUUCGACACCACAGCGAACAUCUUCGGAAGAUCGCGAAGAUCGAGAUGUUAUUGUUGUAAAGCAAGAAGCACCUGAUGUAUCGGGAGAUAGCGUUAAUGCUUUAUCACCACAAUUAAGUCAUCAACGAUUAGCUGCCAUGGCCGUACAAGACAAGUCAAGUGAUCACACUCCAAUAAAACCUAUGCCAUUGCAAGGACGAAGAUCGCUUCUUGAAGGUGAAAUGGGUCAUCAUCGACCUUUGACACGAACGCAAAGUUCGCCCGCAGUAUCUUUUUCACAAAAACAUAAACACAAAGAGUACAAAUACACCACAGGUCUCGGAUACGAUUCAAUCAUGCUCCAGCAUGGGUGUGCGUGCGGAGACGCUCACGCUGAACACGCAGGACGUCUCAAGGAAGUAUGGUCUCGUUUAACUAACGUAGGUUUGACGGAGAAAUGUGAAACGCUUGAACCACGAAAAGCUACAAUGGAGGAACUACAACUUGCUCACACGCAAGAACACACACUCAGAUAUGGUGCAACUUCGCUCGCUAGGCAGCAGUCUGUAGUUCCAAACAAGUUCAUUGUUCUACCUUGUGGGGGGGUCGGAGUAGAUAACGGAAUUGACAUUGACACUGUCUGGAAUGAGUUGGCCACUAUUAAUGCAGCACGAAUGGCUGUUGGAUUAACAGUUGAUCUUGCAUUGAGUGUCGCUGCUGACGAACUGAGAAACGGUUUUGCAGUUGUUCGACCACCUGGACAUCAUGCAGAGAAAAACUUAGCUAUGGCAUUCUGCUACUUCAACUCAGUCGCAAUAGCUGCACGUCAGUUACAACGUACCUACCCAGAUAAAAUCCGCAGAGUUCUGAUUGUAGAUUGGGACGUUCAUCAUUGCAAUGGUACACAAGAUAUAUUUUAUGAUGAUGAUUCUGUCUUAGUUAUAUCGGUUCAUCGCUACGACGAAGGACACUUUUUUCCAGGAACUGGCGCUCCGGAAGAGACUGGAGCUGGACCUGGUGUUGGUUUCAACGUAAACAUCGGCCUCACUGGCGGACUGGAACCUCCCAUUGGCGAUGCAGAGUACUUGUCGGCAUUCAGAUCUGUUGUGAUGCCAAUAGCAGAAGAAUUUAAUCCAGACUUUGUUUUUAUAUCUGCUGGAUUUUCUGCGGCCGAUGGUCAUCCGUCCACGCUUGGAGGGUAUAAAGUUUCCCCACAAUGUUUCAGCUACCUUACUCGCCUGCUGUCCCAGCUUGCGAACGGGAAAGUCGUUAUGGCAUUGGAAGGUGGUUUCGAAUUAAAACCUCUUGCAGAUUGUGUGGAAAUCUGCGUUCGAACAUUGCUUUCAGACUCUGGUGAAACUGGGGAUGCUUCUGUCGGACAACUUCCUGAUUCAGCGUUGAAAAGCAUACCAUGUGAUAAUGCAGUUCGUUCCAUUCAUCGUAUAUCAAGGUUCCAAGAACGAUACUGGAGUCGAUUAAAGAGAAUGUCUGCAUAUACGAGCAUUACUCAUGCAGCCUACCUUGGACAAGAACAGGAAGACAGAACAGUAGUAGCUCUUGCUUCAUUGUCUGUCGAACAUUCGAAACAUAUGGACAGUAAAGCAAAGUUACGAGAGGUUCUAACCAGAUCACAAGCGUCAAAAAGUCCGAAACGAGAUUUGAUGCCGGAACACGAAAAAGAACCGAAACUGACAAUAGUCACCGACGAAGCUGAUGAAAUGCAUGGACAAAAUCGUGAGGAAGCAAUGAGUGCGGAAUCUUCUCCACUCGAUGUUGUGGGACUCUCAUCACCGUCAUCAGAAUCUCCUGCAGCGUCACCCAUACCAAGCACUGCUUUCGUUACGUCCGGCGUAUCACGUAAUAUGUCGCAAUCAUCGGAAAAUCAAAAUGCUUCUAACGCAAUCAAAGAAGAACCAAUGGAUCAGGAGGACAGCCCAACUGCUGAAAACAACGAAACAUGACCAUAAGUUUGCUUAAAGCGACUUGAGUUUUGCGAGGCAAGUUUAUGAGAUGUAGGCCGAUACGGACACGUCGAGCAGUGUGUCAAUCAUUUUUUUCACUCAACAGACAAUUUAGUUUGAAGGAAAAAAAGGGACAAUGAAUAUUCUCAUACACAAUCGAUUUUGGGGCGUAGAACACAUUAGGGGUCAUUCUCAACUUGGUAACUACAAUUUCUGGGUAUUUUAAUGUUAGUACGUUAUUCCUGGAUCAAGUCUAUAUAUCUGAAACAAAUGACUGGUCAUUUUUUUCCUAACCGGAUAAGAUUCUGUGCUUCGCCAUAUGAUUAAGCCGUCUUAUCAACUUUCCUCUCUACUGGGAUCCUAUGCUUAUUGGUUUACACAUUUCGAGAUUGUAAAACAAAAUUUGCUAUUGCAUGUUCUAUUUUGAGCUGGACAUUUCUUAUGCAGCAGACUUUUGAUUGAUACGAUAAUUAUGUUCUGGAAAAUAUUUCCGAUAUAAAAAAAUGACUUGUUGGCAGAUCGUUGGUUGAUUUUACUUGCCAAAACAAGCCUCUAUUGUACAUUGCAUUUGAUUUUUACUUUUUCCUAAUUUUUACACAAAAACUGAUGGCUUGGUGGUCGUAUCUUUUUUUCUUGCUGCUUUCCAAAUUAUUCUUUUUCGUUAUUAUAGUAUUUUUUUGUUGUUUGACACCUUUUUUUUUUCUUUUACCAUCAUGACCAGGAUUACGGACUCGUUUUUACGAAAUUUUUUAACGACAAAAAAUCUCUUUACGGCGCACGUUUUAUAAUUUGGAAGUCCUUUUUACACCUUUUUAGAAUUUUACAAUAUAUAACUAGAAUUAGGAUUGUUUCCACUUUAUUGUGCCAUCCGCUUCGUACAAUAUGGUCUAAUAGACUUUGCCAGGACCGAAAAAGGGCGCACACAGCUAUUUUUUAUUAGCUUUCUAGUAAUUAUCAUGUGUCAUAUGAAAUUGUUCGAUGCUGUGCAAUUUUUGCGUUUUACUUUUAAUUGAAUCUAUGUGACAUUCAUUUGAAGGUAGGUAAUUCCUUUCGUCUGAAUAUUUUGUUGAUAUUAGAUGGCAUUUUCUUGGAAUAAUUGAAAAAAAAAAAUUUUUGAGCUCUGUGGGAAUAUAAAUUUCCAAUUGCUCCAGUGAUUUUGUUAAAAUAAUCAUUUAUUCCCUCAGUUUGAUAAUUAUAAUUGCUUUUGCAUAUUGGAUAAUAAUAUUCAUGGUUUUUUAAAAUAAUCUUUUUUUUUGUAAUGUCAGAUUUUAGUAUCAUGUACUAAUGUCUUUGCAGUUAUUUUUUUUUUUUGAAUUUUUAUCUCGUCGGCGUGACGGGAAUGGCCGUUAACAAUAAAUUGAUCUAUGAAAUAA